UAAAAGACUUCAGUUUCAUUUUUUUUCUUCUCAGAGGACCUGUUUGACUAUGGAUAGCUUUAAGUGGGUAGCAGGAAUACCGUUUAAAUCCUCACAAUUUCUUUUCCUUGAGUCUGCGGAAAAUCCAGAUCAAUUCAUUCAGAAAGAUCUACUGCCUCAAGAAGAGCAUCUGCAGCAAAUUGAUGAGAGUAUUUACAGUGUCUGUGAGUUCUUGAAGAAAAGGCUUCCUAAUGAAGUGAAGGCUGUGGUUCUGGGUGGAUCCUAUGGUAGAGACUCUGUUCUCAAAGGUUGCUCUGAUGGCACACUUGUCAUCUUCCUCAACAAACAAUUUGAAAAUGGCAUUGCCCAGAAGAGGCAAAUUAGAGAGGUGCUGGAAAUGUGGGAGCCAUGGACAAAAAGGCAGGUAGAGAUGAUAGGGGGUAAGCUCCAGCUGGUGCUGACAACAUCUGAGCUGCAAAUUUCCUUUGAGGUACUUCCUGUCUUCAGCGCCUGGGUUAAGCCAAGUGCCUGGCAUUCCCGUACAUUGGCAUCAAACUAUAAACCAAGCCCUGAAGUUUACCGGAAUCUGAUAAAGUCAGAAAACUCUGCUUGUGAAUCAUCAGUCUUCUUUACAGAACUACAAGGGAGUUUUUUCAAAACUCGCCCCCGAAAACUGAAGAACCUAAUACUCUUGGUGAAGUGUUGGUAUCAGCAGUACCAAAAGAGACUGUGGAAAGAUUCCUUUCCCCUGCAAUAUGCCCUGGAGCUGCUCACAGUCUAUGCCUGGGAGCAGGGGAGUGACCAGGAGGAAUUCAACACAGCUGAAGGCAUCCUAACAGUCCUGGAGCUGAUUUCACAAUAUGACAUGCUCUGUAUCUACUGGACAGUCAACUACAACUUUGAGGAUGAGACCAUCAGGAACUACUUACAGAAUCAGCUCCGAAAAGCCAGGCCAAUAAUCCUCGAUCCAGCAGACCCAACUCAUAAUGUCAGUGGAAGCGACCCCGAGCCCUGGGAACAGCUGGCCAAAGAAGCGAAACACUGGUUGCUUUUCUCCUCUAGUAGGAAGGAUACUAUGUCAUCUUUGCUGCCCUGGGAUGUACUGCCUGCAUCUCUUUAUGUAACUCGAGGUCACUGGCUUGAUACGUUCAUCAAGGAUUUUCUCCAACCUGAUAAAACAUUCCUGGAUCAGACUAGAGCAGCUGUGGACAUCAUCUGUACAUUCCUGAAAGAAGAAUGCUUCCGAAAUUCACUUACAAAGGUUGAAAAAGUUGUGAAGGGAGGAUCCUCUGCCAAAGGUACAGCCCUGAAAAGAGGCUCUGAUGCAGACUUGGUUGUCUUCCUCAGCUGCUUCAAAAACUACAGUGAUCAAAAUGCCAACAGGGCCACCAUCAUAAAGGAGAUCCAGAAGCAGCUGGAAGUCUGUAAGCAGAAGAAGCAGUUUGAAGUCGAGUUUGAGAUCUCAAAGUGGGAGAACCCACGGGUGCUCAGCUUCACCCUGAAAUCCAAAAGGCUCAACGAGAGCCAAGAAUUUGAUUUGCUGCCGGCUUUCAAUGUCCUGGGUAAGGCCUUCCUUGGUCUUGAUUUUAGGGGAGAAGGAAAAGAUCCCUAGGACAAUAGAGAGAAUAGAUGGGGAGGGAGCUACAAGGUUUACUUAACCCAACAGCAAGCUUCAGGAGCAGCAGGUGAUUCUCUCCACAAAAAGGCACUAUGAGCUCUUCCAGAGUAGGGGACCCCUUUUCAGAGUGAGGUACCAGGAGGA
This is a messenger RNA of Monodelphis domestica (gray short-tailed opossum), 1741 nucleotides long. Its product is annotated as 2'-5'-oligoadenylate synthase 2-like. Gene Ontology annotation, cellular component: nucleoplasm; membrane; cytosol. The record is from RefSeq and is a predicted model, not a curated record. NCBI's taxonomy places the organism in Eukaryota, Metazoa, Chordata, Mammalia, Didelphimorphia, Didelphidae. Gene Ontology annotation, molecular function: 2'-5'-oligoadenylate synthetase activity; double-stranded RNA binding. Gene Ontology annotation, biological process: defense response to virus; negative regulation of viral genome replication; regulation of ribonuclease activity.